UUCCACAGUCACUCACAGUCACAGCAGCAGCCAAGAGGAAGAAGGAGAGCAAUGUCGGAGUAUGUUCCAGACGAAGUGGUGGUCGACAUCCUCCAGAGACUCCCCGUGAAAUCCCUAAUCCGAUUCAGGUGUGUUUCCAAAUCAUGGAACUCUCUCAUCACAAGCCCUGCCUUUGUUCAUUCCCAUCUCAAUCAAUCGAUCCCAAACAACAACAAUCUCUUAAUAGUCAGACACUGCUCUUCUAGCGCCAAUAGAGCUCUCGAUAAAGAGCACUACAAAUUGUUCUACGAUAACGAAGCAUUCGAGGAGUGUGCGGAAUUGAUUUCCCAGCAAAGAGCCUUGAUAUGUCUUUCAGAACAAGAGCGCUAUGUUCUUUGGAACCCGUCGAUUCGAAAAUGUUGGAAUCUUCCAAAACCUUGCAUUACGGCCAGGAAGCACAGUGGCUCUACUUGUCACGAAGCCUUCGGAUUUGAUCCGCGGACCAACAAUUAUAAGGUUGUGAGAAUCGUAAUUCAUCAUUCGACCAAGGACGCUCUGGUUGAGGUUUACUCUGUUAGCACAUGCUCGUGGAGAUUAUGCAGUGCCUCUUUAACGCCUUCGACUAAUUUUACUGAUUGGAGGAAACCCAAAGCUUGCUUAAAAGGCUCUGUCCAUUUUGCAGCACUCGGUCAGCGGAAUGGGACUGGGAUUGGAUUUGUAUUGUCGUUUGAUCUGCAUGAUGAAGUGUUUCACGAGAUGAUCUUUCCACAUAAUAUGACCCGCUCGCACACCGAUAUUGUUACUUGUGUAUUUAGCGGAUCACUUGCUUUGUUAUGUUAUGAUGAGAAAAGGUUUUCUUGUUCCAUAUGGGUGAUGAAAGAGUAUGGUGUGGUUGACUCUUGGGUGAAACAGUUCACUAUUGAUAUAGCUGGAGGAAUUGAGAAAAAUGUGCUAGGUUUCAGGAAGAAUGGUCAUAUAAUAUUGGAGAUUAGGAAAGAAGUUUAUUAUUGGGAGCUCUUCUCGUACGACCCUGAAAGCCAACAAGCUACAAAAUUGGAAAUGCAGAAGAAUAUGCACACAUUUUGUGUUGACACAUACAGGGAGAACCUUGUCUUACUCAACCAAGCGAAUUUAGUUUCCAGACGUAGGGUGACCAAGAAGAGGAAAAAUAGGUAAAAGCGUAAUUCACCUCAAAGUCUUAGCAUCAAAUGCUCUUAGUCAAUUCUAUCUUAUUUAUGCUUUAUACUAGGAAAUGUGU
This is a messenger RNA of Alnus glutinosa, 1237 nucleotides long. Its product is annotated as F-box protein CPR1-like. The transcript is spliced from 2 exons. Bases 52 to 1155 code for a protein of 367 amino acids. NCBI's taxonomy places the organism in Eukaryota, Viridiplantae, Streptophyta, Magnoliopsida, Fagales, Betulaceae. Gene Ontology annotation, molecular function: protein binding. The record is from RefSeq and is a predicted model, not a curated record.